GAAAAGCGCGCCAAUAUUGUACUAUUUGAAGGGACUCUGUGAUGGUUCAGUUUAAUUAGUAUUGAAAAUCUCGCUAAAUACAUCAGAACAUGUUAAAAGGAUAUCUCAAAAGUGUUGUAGACCUAGUGAACAAUCUAACUGAACCAGCUGAUUCUGCCGAGAAUCUAAAUUCUGUUGAUGAUGCGGAAGUUCUUGGGGAAGGACGUAAAGAUCAGAAUAACGUUAAUUCCGAUGGACCAGGAACAGUGGAUUCUGUGGCCAUUUCGCAGAGCGUUGAGAAUUCAGAAUCAAGUAGUGUACUCAGUUGGAUUCCAAAUCUACUAGCAGCUAAUGGUGAGAACUCCAUAUUGUUCUACAUGAACUCACUUGCGUCUAUGGGGAUAAAUCCAAGUGAUGAACAUGAGAAACAAGUCGAUCAGGAAUCUGAAAAGUCACUAGUUAUAACCGAAGAUAUUUCGAAAAUUGAAGUAUCUGAAGUAUGUAAAUCACAAGAAGAUAGCAGAUUGAUGACACAUAAUAUAAAUUGUGAUUGGACGGAUAGAUUUUCAGUCAAAACUUCACAUGUUUGGGAACAGAUUAAAAAGGAUUUUAAUGAAGUUGUUCAUUCUGUCUCUGAACCAAAAGAUGUUGUAUAUCGUACUGCUUCUUCAGUUCGUGAUCGUAUCACAGCUGCUGCAAAUACAGUAAGGAAUCUAAAUCCUAAUGAAUUUCUGUUGCCGGAUAAUGAGUCGCAAACUAAUCAACAGUUUACAAAGACGGGAAAUAUCGUUAAUGAUGACUUAACAGCUUUACCACCAGCAUUGCCUAGUUUAUCGAAUAUUAAACAAGAUGUAUCCCAGUUGGUUGAUUCUUUCUAUAAUGGUUUAAUGUCGACUGGCACGUAUUUUGGCUUAAUAACUGGAGAAAAUCAAUGUAAAGAUAAAAGUAAACACCAAACUCGUCUUGAUUUACUUAGGGCAGAUCCUGCAACAUAUGAAUUGGAACCACCAACGCCUCCAGCAUCGUCUGGUAUACAUUCAUAUCAUGAUUGGAGAUCAGCAUAUUUUGAUGAGGAUAAUUGUCAACCAAUGAAUGGUGUCCUGUUAGCAAAUGCUAAAAGUCCUGAAUAUAGUAAUGUUCCGAUUGAAGAGCUUACGCAAGCACCACAUCCUAGUCCUGAAGAAUUAUUAGAUUCAUAUCCUUUUAUGCGAACAUAUUUAACUCAACUUGUUCAUCCAGAUGGUAAAGUUAAUGAUAAAUCUAUGAGUGAUGCCGAUUUCUGGUCAAGGUAUUACUAUCGUGUUUGGUUAUUAGAUUCAACUGAAUUUCAUAGAAAAAAACUUAAGGAACGAGUUGAAUCUGUCUCAACUGUCAAGCAAACAAUACCGAAUCAACCUACUUGGGAUGCUAACGAUACUGAUGAAACCCAUAAAAAUUUAAAUGUUACUCAAGAUGAUGAAUGGCCAGAUAGUGAUGAUCAUACAACCGUCGAGAAGGAAUCAGAAAUUUCAAAUGACGAAUCCAUCUCAAAACUCUGUAACAACGAUACUACUAUUACUAGUACCAGAAGUGAUUCGCAAUCCAGUAGUAGAUCUUUCAAUCAAAACAAUAUCAUUGAGAAAAAAAUCCGUCGUGAUAGUGAUAGUAAUAGUAGUAGUAAUAGUGGUAAUGAAGAAUCAAAUCACGGAAACAAGUCUAAAAGAAAACAUAGUUACAGAAAAUCAGUGAAUAAAAGCAAACACUUGGGGAAGUUAAGUUGUAGCAACAAAGAAAACUUGUCGGAUAAUCUUAAACCGGACAAUAUAAAAGUCGAAACUUUAUCUACUCUACCGACAGAAGAUCAAAAUUCAACAAAUGUCUUUUCAGAUUUUGAAGAAAUGACAUCUGGUUUAUCAUCAGUUGUGAUACUUGCAGAUGAAGUGGAAAAUGAUGAAAUGUCAGCCGCGAAAGCAGUUACGACAGAUAAAUCAAUCUUUCAUUCUUCUGAAAAUCCUACUAUUGAAUAUAAGGCAUCAAUUUCUGGUAAUGUAUCCUAUUUUUGAAAAUUGUGUUAUUUUUAUUCAUAGUUACGUCUUAACGGGUUAUUUUGUUCGUCCCAUUUUUCUCAAUUCUUCGACGUUUAGACUAAAUUAACGAAGUUUAAGAACGACAGGUUAUUUAUUGCUCGAUGGAUGAUGUUGGUUGGUGUAGCAGUUGGUCAGAAGAUAUCAAGGAGUGGCUGAGUAAUUAAGGUGUUUGAAAUUCAACCAAUACGUAAAUGCACUUGAUGAUGUUUGCUUUCAUCUUCCCAUUGUUGUUUAGGACCGCAAUUGAUCAGUCUUUUGUUAGCAUAUGUGCAUUCUGUGCGGAUUGCCUCCAUAAUGCCUUAAGUCACAAGCCUUUUAAGCAAAGAUGGUUUGGGCCUUGCUCUAGUCACUUUGGUUUAAGCAGUCGAGGUUAUCAUCAGUAUCCCUCAUAACUAGAAUGUAACCCAAACUACAAUAACUUAUACACUUGGUAAAUGAGUCUUGGAAAAAUUUUCCUGUAUAUUUUGUCUGUAAUAUUUGUAAUUUCAGAUGAUGAAGCUUGGAGUGAUUCCGAAAAUGAACGUAAAAAUUACUCGAUGGAUAAAACCAAUAAGAAGUCCACCGAAAGUAAUAAUAACAAUGAAGCCGUCAAAAUUAAAAAUUCUGAGCCACAAUUAACUGAUGAGAUUGACGAUUGGGAGAAUUGGUCAUAAAAAAAAUUAAUUAAUCCCAUAAUAUUACAUUGCCUAUUAAUCGCAGCAAUUCCUGGAAUCUUCUCAUUGUUCACACUUAAUUACUAUUAUUAACUUAUUUUGUUGUUUCUUUUUAUUGUAAACUGACAUUAAUCAGUGUGAUAGAUAAAAAUAAUGACUAUAAUAAUUAAUUUUUAAAAAAACCAAUAAAAUAAUGUGAAAAUUCCGUUCUUUCUCAGAAGAAAACUAACAACAACAACAACAAAAAGCCUAAAACGAUCCAUUAUUUUUAUGAAGCGUGGGUACAACUCUGCAAAGAUGAUGACGAUAAUAAUGUGUACGCUUAUUAUAUUCUAGAAAUUUUGUUUAUUUUUUUCAAUUGUACUUUUCUGUAUCUAACCAUAUGAAUAACGACUUUUUUUAUUUCUCAAAUUUUGUCGUCUGUCAAAAGUUAUUGAUUUUGAAAUUAUUUUACUAUUAGUGGUUGUCAAUUUAUCGAGCUAUUAUUACAUCGUCAUCAUCAUAUUACUUUGAUGUGAUUUUAUCCUUUGAGAAAUCUAUUUCAUCGAUCAAUUCUUUUUUUUCCAAAAAUUAUUACAAAGAACAAUUACUUGUU
Molecule: messenger RNA, 3293 nt
Organism: Schistosoma rodhaini
Lineage: Eukaryota; Metazoa; Platyhelminthes; Trematoda; Strigeidida; Schistosomatidae
Source: the annotation of a GenBank genome assembly